This is a messenger RNA of Ruditapes philippinarum (Manila clam), 3943 nucleotides long. RefSeq names its product receptor-type tyrosine-protein phosphatase kappa-like. NCBI's taxonomy places the organism in Eukaryota, Metazoa, Mollusca, Bivalvia, Venerida, Veneridae. The record is from RefSeq and is a predicted model, not a curated record. Gene Ontology annotation, molecular function: protein tyrosine phosphatase activity. Bases 43 to 3744 code for a protein of 1233 amino acids. The transcript has 22 exons. Gene Ontology annotation, biological process: protein dephosphorylation.
GUUAUCUUGUUUUUUUUUCUAUUUCUUUUCAGAAUCCGGAAAAUGAAAUACCAUAAUAAAUUUUUAUUUGUACUUUCAUUUGUCGUUGUAACAGCCGUUGGUACUUUAUCCACAGACUGGCAUUUCAUGGGACCAAAUAUUGCUUUACAUAAACCAGCUGUUCAAAGCCCUGGGACAUUUGAAAAUUAUUCAGCAAGUUUAGUGGUAGACGGUAAUGAAAACAGUGACUUUAUCUAUGGCAGUUGUAGUCACACCUCGGGUCUUAGUUAUUAUGAUAGAAACUACGGUAAUGCUCAGUGGAAAGUUGAUCUUCGCGGCUCGUUUAAUGUCUCUGGUGUUAUCAUUGUUAACAGACGUGAUUUGAAGUAUCGUCUUGACGGUUUUCAAGUGUUUGGAUUUGUUUCAAAUGGUAUGGGAUGCAUAGACGGCUGGUGUCAGCUCUAUGAUGAUAAAGAACAUAACAAGUAUAAUGAAGACGUAAUUGAAAUACCAGUGGACACUGUAAUUUUGUUUUCGUCUGUAGCUAUUAUCUUACCAAAGCGCAGAUCGCAAACGGAUAAUGAUAAAAUUUAUUUGACACUUUGCGAAGUUAAGAUAUAUGCAGCUCCACCAACUGUUUGUGAAUCUAGUGAAGUGUCACAUGGAGGAUUGAAGCCAAACAAGCCAUUUUUCGAAGUCAGUACAGUUGCUACAGUUUAUUGUGAAUACGGUUAUAAAGCAAAGUAUCCAACUAUUACUUGUCUGAAAACAACUGACAAUGGGGCGCGUUGGAAUGUAAAACCCAAGUGUGUCGAAAUUAAAUGUGUUAUACCAGCAAAUCCAGCUAAUGGACUAUAUACCAUAGGCACUAAUACGAAUGUACAGAAUCUUACGGUAUUUAUUGGAACAAGUAUAUCGGGAACGUGCUUGAAGGGAUAUGACAUAAUUAACGGUUCAACUAGAGUAUGUCUAAACAACACAGAAUGGAGCGGUAAACCAUUUGUAUGUAAGAUAAAACAGUGCUCUGAUCCAGAACGUAUAGCAAAUGGUGAAUACAGAUUUGCAAAUGACAGUGUUUAUAGUAAAUGCCCUUUAAAUUACAAUUCAAAGAUAUAUUUGAUUUGUAAUAUAGGCUAUACCUUUCAAGGCACCAAGGAACGACUAUGCAAUGACCAGAAAAUGUGGACAGGAAAUGCAAAGUGUAAAAUCAAUACAUGCAAGUCUCCGGAAAAUCCAGCAAACGCAAUGUAUAUAGAGAAAAAAAUCAAUGGCUCAUUUGCAAAAUAUACGGGUGGAGAACUAAAUUACCUUGAUAUGAUACGUGUUCAUUGUAAUACUGGACACGUGAAUAAUGCUUCCAUUUCUGUGAUACAAUGUUUAGAAAAUAAAUUGUGGAGUGGUGAAUUAGGCCAUUGCAUUCAAGUUACUUGUCGUGGUCUUGAACAACUAAAAGACGGCUUUUAUAACUACUCAAAAGAUGCAUUAUCUAGCGGAUAUCCAUACAAAACAAUUGUUACUGCAGCUUGCAAUGACCGUUUUAAACUAUCGAAUCCUAACAACAAAAGCAGGACAUGCACAAUGUAUGGGAAGUGGGGCAGUGAACCAGUUACAUGCAUGCGAACUACAGAUACUUCUACAGAUACUGCUUCCCAAAAUACGAAUGCACCAUUAAUAGGUGGUGUGUCUGCCGCCAUCGUGCUGGUUUUAAGUGCAAUUGUAGCGGUUGUUUUCAUUUUAUAUCGAAGAAGGAAGAAAGACGAUAAAAUUGGAAAGCCAAAGCCGUAUGCACAAUUGUGGGAAAUAAGCAGUAACGAUAGACAUACUUCAAAUUCAGAAGAAGAUGUUUAUACGGAGAUCCAAGACACGAGUGUCAAUACCACAACUGAUUCUCCACAACGUGAUGGAACAUACAGCUAUGUAAAGGAGAAAGCAAACACAAAUAUUAUGAAACAUUCUGACCAAAAUUUGGAUUCAUUUAAGUCAGAAUCUUACUACAGCUUCACGAAUGUCAACAAUGUUCCUAAAACAGCAAUACUUGUUAAAGAUCUUUGUGACCUGAUUUUGACCGGUUUUGAUGCCAAACGGAAAUUUGACCAAGAGUUCAAUGAACUUCCUCAAGGAAUGGUUCGACCUCACAAAGAAGCAUUGAAAAAGGAGAACAUAAUUAAAAAUCGAUACAUGAAUCUCUAUGCGUAUGAUGACACACGAGUUGUAUUAAAAACUGACGAAGCAUCACAGUCGGAUUAUAUAAAUGCCUGUUAUGUGCAUGGUUUCACGAAGCUUAAACAAUAUAUAGCAUCACAAGGACCGACGAAGGAAAUAUUAUUGGACUUUUGGAGAAUGAUAUGGCAGGAAGAGAGCUCAAUGAUUGUUAUGCUUACCAAUCUGAUAGAAGAGGGGAAGGAAAAAUGUGAGCAGUAUUGGCCAAACGAAGGAACCAGUCAUAUGUUUGGAAAUAUUAAAGUACGCACAGAGAAAAUUGACAAUUUCUCACAAUUUGUGAAAAGGACGUUGCAAGUGAAAAAGGAAGGUUCGAAACAAAAGCCACGGACAGUAACACAGUAUCAUUUCACUGCAUGGCCAGACAAAGGUGUUCCCAAAAAUGCAUCUUCACUUGUACAAUUCAUGAGUAGAUUAAAACAUGACAUAGUCGAACAGAAUGGACCCAUUGUUGUGCAUUGCAGUGCUGGUGUGGCAAGAACUGGAAUAUUUAUUGCUCUUGACUUCCUGACAGAGCAAGGGAAAGUCAUGCGUUAUAUUGAUGUGUUUGGAACCAUCACUGCGUUUCGGUCACAGCGAGUAUGCCUUGUACAAACUCUGGACCAGUAUAUAUUUCUGCACCAGGCCCUUAUUGAAUCUUUGAUGCUUUCCACAUCGGCACUACCGGCCUAUAAAUUUCAAGAAGCUUUUAAGGAAGUCAUUCAGUUGGACAAAGAAAAGAAAAAGUCGAAUUUAACUCUAGAAUUUGAGACUUUAAAGAAAGUGUCUCCGGUGGCCGACGAGGGUGACUACGUUUCAUCCAAACUUGUCAACAACAGGCGGAAGAAUAGAUAUUCCGACGUACUUCCCGUCGAAGAGUUUAUGCCAUCAUUGCUGUCAACAUCUUCAGAUAGUGACAAUAGAUAUAUAAAUGCUGUAUUUCUGCCGAGUUACAAAGAAAGAAAAGCCUUUAUCAUAACACAAACACCGCUGGAAACCACAAAAGAAGACUUCUGGGAUCUUAUUUGGGAACAUGAUGUCCACACUGUCGUUAUGAUGAACAAUAUUAAAGAAACUGUGGAUUCUGAGAAGUAUUGGCCUGAGAAAGGUGAAUCGUUUACAUUUGGUAACAUAGAGAUCACCGAAGAUGGUGUCGAAACGAAGAACCAUCACCAACUUGUAUCUUUGACAGCAACGAAGCAAAAAGUGACCCGUAAGAUCAAACAGAUUCGGUGUGGGGGAUGGUCCUACAAUCACAGUUUACCAGACUCCCCAGAUGUUAUACUAACACUGUUAGACAUUGUUAAAGUAUGGCAGCGACAGUCUGGUCAUCAUACAAUUGUUGUACAUUGCAUGAAUGGUGUGGACAAAAGUGGUUUGUACUGUGUGAUAUCAGCAGUCAUAGAACACUUACAGAUCGAGCAGGACGUGGCAAUAUCCCAGGUCAUUCAAGAAAUGAGGAACGCUAGAAAACAGAUUAUACCCUCUGUGGAACAAUACAAGUUUUGCCAUGAGACUGUCCUUGAAUUUAUACAUCAGUUUGAUAGAUAUUCAAACUUAACUUAGUGUUAAUGAAAUGGUGGUUGAACACUGACGAACACUUGACAAGAAACUUUGAAUUCAAAUACAUUUUUGAAUUAUUUAAUAUAUAUGUAUAUACGUAUAAUGCCAUUUGCAUUUCUUUAAAAUAUAAGAUUGUAUUUUAUUUCUUUAAAAGAUGUUACUAUUACCGAUCAUAGUUGUAUUGGAAAUGAGAUAAGGAAUC